Messenger RNA from Mollisia scopiformis, 1464 nucleotides. Its product is annotated as MFS general substrate transporter. The record is from RefSeq and is a predicted model, not a curated record. Gene Ontology annotation, molecular function: transmembrane transporter activity. Gene Ontology annotation, biological process: transmembrane transport. The coding region runs from base 1 to 1464 and encodes 487 amino acids. Lineage: Eukaryota; Fungi; Ascomycota; Leotiomycetes; Helotiales; Mollisiaceae. Gene Ontology annotation, cellular component: membrane. The transcript has 5 exons.
AUGUUCAAUCACUCUGACGAGGAUAUUGCUGCCCAGUACGCCGAUAGACUGGAUGGCGAAGAUGCGUACACGACAUCCGAGGAGAAACGAUUGAGAUGGAAGCUGGAUUUGCGACUUAUUCCCAUUCUAUGGUUCAACGUUACCUUAGGUGCCAUGGACAAAGUCACAACCUCAACAGCGGCUCUCUAUGGAAUGAAAGCUUCCACCGGUUUGACUGGAAAUAGGUACUCAUGGGUUGGAUCUGCGUUCUACUUCGGAUACUUGGUUUGGUGCUUUCCAUCAGCAGGCCUUCUACAGAAACUUCCAAUCGCAAAAACUAUGGCAUCAGCACAAUUGCUGUGGGGACUUGUCCUCAUUGGGACGGGUUUUGCGAAGAACUUUGAGACUCUUAUUGCUCUCAGAGUUCUUCUCGGUGUUCUGGAGGCUCCAAUUGUCCCUGGAAACUAUCUUAUCGUUGGCAUGUGGUAUAGUCGAAGAGAGCAGCCAAUCAGAACGGGUCUUAUGUAUACUGGUCUGUCAGUUUGCUUUACUGGCCCUAUUGGCUAUGGUAUUGGCUUCAUCGCAGGCGCGGAUAAGUGGCGAUACUUCUUCUGGAUUACCGGUGCAAUGACUUGUGUCUGGGCUAUCAUUGUUGGCAUUUUCCUCCCGGAUAACCCUGUCAAGGCAAAAUUCAUCAGCGAGCGUCAAAAGGCCAUCGCAAUCGAUCGAGUCAGAGCAGAUCAAACGGGCAUCGAGAACAAGACAUUCAAGAGAGAGCAAAUGAUCGAGACCUUCCUCGAUCCUAAGACGUGGCUUAUGUUUUUGUUUAACAUCUGGAUCUCAAUUCCCAACGGCGGACUGACCAAUUUUGCGCCUCUUAUUAUCAAUGGUCUUGGCUACACUGCCCAGAGAUCGACACUUCUCACGAUGCCCACGGGUAUCAUACAGACAGUCUCCUCCUACAUGUGUAAUGGCGGGGUGUUCCUGUGUGCCAAAUAUUUAUCCAAUUAUCAAUUGAGGGGCGCCUGGGUUAUGUUCUCUUGCAUCAUUGGAAUGAUUGCUGCAGUCUUCUUGUACACGCUACCGCUCUACAACCUUCAUGGGAGACUCGCGGCUCUCUAUGUGUCUUAUUUCUACCUAGGUGGCUAUAUUGUCGCUCUCGGCAUGAACACAGCCAACACAGCUGGCCAUACGAAGAAAGUUACCACUAAUGCCUUGAUCUUUAUCGCAUACUGUGUAUCGAACAUCAUCGCCCCACAAUUCUUCCUCGCCAGGCAAGCACCGCUUUAUGUACUCGGUAUGGGGGCGAUUCUCGCAUCUUAUGUCCUAUCGAUGAUAACAAUGGCAAUCUACAUGGCUUACUGUGCUUGGGAAAACAGGAGAAGAGAUAAGCUUGACUCUGCUGCUGGGCAGAAGAUUCACCGGGAUACCGAUUUCAAGGAUCUGACGGACAAGCAGAACAUUCACUUCAGAUAUGUGUGGUAA